Messenger RNA from Pistacia vera, 2136 nucleotides. Its product is annotated as amino-acid permease BAT1 homolog. Gene Ontology annotation, biological process: amino acid transport; transmembrane transport. Gene Ontology annotation, molecular function: transmembrane transporter activity. The record is from RefSeq and is a predicted model, not a curated record. Gene Ontology annotation, cellular component: membrane. Lineage: Eukaryota; Viridiplantae; Streptophyta; Magnoliopsida; Sapindales; Anacardiaceae. The coding region runs from base 363 to 1919 and encodes 518 amino acids. The transcript has 7 exons.
UCAUGUGUUAUUAUCUUCAAUAGUUCUUCAGAAAAAGUCAAACCCCACAAAGCAAGUUGUGUACAAGACGGUUUUGAAUGGUUGACGUGGUAAUAUAAAAAUCAUUCAUUAGUUUUCAGAAGCAACAUGAAAUGAGAACAAGUGUGAACCUUGAAACAUGGAGAUAUAAAAAGUAGUCUUGGAGGGUAUUCAAACAUGGCAACACUGACCUUGGACUUUUAUGCUCUAUAAACAAAGUUGCAAAGAAUCUCCUGAGUAUCUUUCUCUGUAAAACCCACUUGUGUAUGACUGAUUUCACUUUCAUUCUAAGCUUUACAAUCAAUUAGUGCAAUCAGCCUGAGAGUUCAACACAGAUUCUAGAGAUGGAUUCCGGAGAAAAAAGGCUGAAUGAGCUUGGAUACAAGCAAGAACUUCGAAGAGAAAUGGUUUUUUUGGCUCUCAAUACUUUAUUCAAGACUCUUGCCAUAUCGUUUUCGACCAUGACACUCUUCACUGGGAUCACACCAUUGUAUGGUUCGAGUCUUCUGUAUGCAGGUCCUGCGAGUCUUGUGUGGGGAUGGGUGGUUGUGUCAUUCUUCACCUGGUUUGUUGGAAUUGCAAUGGCUGAGAUCUGUUCCUCUUUCCCAACUACUGGUUCUCUUUACUUCUGGGCUGCUCAUUUAGCUGGACCCAAAUGGGGUCCAUUUGCAUCAUGGUGUUGCGCUUGGCUUGAGACUAUUGGCCUUAUUGCUGGCAUGGGAACUCAGGCAUAUGCAGGAUCACAGACACUGCAAAGUAUCAUUUUACUAUCCACAGGAACAAAUAAAGAUGGAGGCUAUUUUGCUCCUAAGUGGUUAUUCUUAUGUAUGUACAUUGGUCUCACCAUUAUAUGGGCGGUUCUCAACACCUUUGCCUUAGAAGUAAUUGCCUUUAUCGACAUAAUUUCAAUAUGGUGGCAGGUUGUUGGAGGGCUAGUUAUUGUUAUAAUGGUUCCCCUGGUUGCCCUGACUACACAAUCUGCUUCAUAUGUGUUCACACAUUUUGAAAUGUCACCGGCCUCAACAGGAAUAUCAAGCAAACCUUAUGCUGUCAUUCUUUCUUUUCUUGUCAGCCAGUAUUCACUGUAUGGAUAUGAUGCUGCAGCACAUUUAACUGAAGAAACAAAAGGUGCAGACAAGAAUGGCCCUAUUGCAAUCCUCUCUAGCAUUGGGAUCAUCUCAGUAUUUGGAUGGGCGUAUAUCUUGGCCCUUACUUUCAGCAUUCAGGAUUUCAGCUACCUCUAUGAUACAUCCAAUGAGACUGCAGGAGUGUUUGUGCCAGCUCAAAUACUCUAUGAUGCAUUCCACGGGAGGUAUCAAAAUUCUACUGGAGCAAUCAUCUUACUGUUUGUCAUAUGGGGUUCAUUCUUCUUUGGUGGACUUUCAAUCACUACAAGCGCCGCCAGAGUAGUGUAUGCUUUAUCAAGAGAUAAUGGAGUUCCUUUUUCAUCCAUAUGGAGACAAGUGCACCCAAAGCACAAAGUACCCUCAAAUGCAGUAUGGCUCUGUGCAGCCAUUUGUAUUAUUCUUGGACUUCCAAUCUUAAAAGUCAAUGUAGUCUUCACUGCCAUAACUUCCAUUUGUACAAUCGGAUGGGUUGGUGGCUAUGCAGUUCCAAUCUUUGCAAGAAUGGUAAUGUCUGAGAAGAACUUUAAAGCUGGGCCAUUUUAUUUGGGGAAAGCUAGCAGACCGAUUUGCUUGAUUGCAUUUUUAUGGAUUUGCUAUACAUGCGCAGUCUUUCUUUUGCCGACUUAUUACCCGAUUGAUUUGGAUACUUUCAACUAUGCACCUGUGGCUUUAGGUGUUGGUUUGGGUCUGAUAAUGCUCUGGUGGGUGUUGGAUGCUAGGAAAUGGUUCAAGGGACCUGUUCGGAACAUUGAUAGCGAAAAUGGGAAGGUUUGAGAUUCAUCCCACUUUCAAAUAUACAUGUAUUAACCAAAAUUCUUGCGCUUCAUUCACUUCUUUGUCAAGUGUUCUUAAGGUUUCUGAUACAUAAUUUCUUUGACCGAAUAGGCUUACAAUUGGUAGUCAAUUUGACUAAUAGAUUUAGAUUACCUUACCAGUUCCCGUGCAAUUCUUUUGAUCUUUAAAAAGAAAAUAUUUCUCUUACAUUUGGACU